Molecule: messenger RNA, 2966 nt
Organism: Trematomus bernacchii (emerald rockcod)
Lineage: Eukaryota; Metazoa; Chordata; Actinopteri; Perciformes; Nototheniidae
Gene: nol9
Product: nucleolar protein 9
Exons: 13
Coding region: 243-2348 (701 amino acids)
Biological process (GO): cleavage in ITS2 between 5.8S rRNA and LSU-rRNA of tricistronic rRNA transcript (SSU-rRNA, 5.8S rRNA, LSU-rRNA)
Cellular component (GO): nucleus
Molecular function (GO): polynucleotide 5'-hydroxyl-kinase activity
Source: RefSeq, a predicted model, not a curated record
AGCCUUUAGUCGACCAUUUGGAAGCGGCGUCUGUUUGUGGCUCACACAUGUUAGUUAGCUUGUUAGCACUGCUGCAGCACAGUUGGCCAUUUCCUUGGCUUCACUUUUCCUAAAUAAGAACGGUAUCUAUUUAGUAAAAAUCACUACGGCUUCAUAUUUCUACGUUGUCUUUACACAAUUGGGGGCCUGCCCCCUUUUUGUUUUAAUCAGCACCCACAAGAGUAGUUGUUGAUCACAGAAUCAUGAAGGCACAUAAACCCGCACAGGUGAAGGGCCAUGCUAAAUCUCAGAAGUGGAAGGAUGUGAGGGGCAAACGGAGCCGGCCUCCCAUCACUUCCUCUGAGCUCAACUCCAGUCCUGUCGUGGCCAGAAUAGCGGUGGUGCACAAAGUGUCUCAGAAGAAAAAGCCCUCCGUCAAGAGAUUAAAGAAUAAAGCAAAGCCUGUCUCUGACGCCAAGACAAACACCCCUCAGUCUGUAGUUCAGAAACCUCCCACACAGGCUAAUGGAAGCUCAGUGUUUAAAAUGGACAAUGAUUCAAAUGACUCCAUGGAAUGGAAGAAGUAUUCCCAGUCUAUUCAUGGGAAUGGUGUUAAGACCUCAGGUGAAAUGGAAAAUAUAAUCCCAGUUAGACUGGAGGGAGGGUCUCUCCAUAACUGUGCAGAGAGAGAUGAUCGACGAAACCACGCAGUGCUCGUCAUGCAGAAGAAUCAGACCCUGUGUUUCCGUGGGAAGUGCCACCUGACCUGUCUGUACGGCCGGGUGGAGGUGAUGGGGUUCACCAUUGAAGAAGGCCAGCAGUCAUAUCCUCUCUUCUCCCCAGCAUCACAUUGUCCUCUGACCAUUAGAGCACUGGAAAGCUCUGAUCAGACCAGAGAUGACAAAACAGAGGCUUCAUCCAUCCUCAAAAAGUACCUGAAAUCAGCAUCACGGAAGAAAUUGCUAAAAAAUGUUACAUCAAACUCCUCCAUCAUCCUCCUGGAGCCCAUGGAGACGCCUCUGACGCGGUUCCUGUCGAGCUUCACAGAUCUCAGUGAACUGUUCAGCCCCCCAGUGAGUGAACUCAUAUCCGCUGUUCUUGACACGCCACUCAAUGGUCUGGGGAUGAUUCCCUUAGUGGGAGCCAUCGAGGGCCUGAAAAUGUCAAAGACCUACAGAGAGGCUCUCAACAUGGUGGUCGGUGCCUGCAGAGGGGACCUGGAUGGUUGUGCAGUCAUCCUCGUAUGUGGAUCCAAAAAUGUUGGCAAGUCAACGUUCAUCCGCACCCUCAUCAACACCUUACUGAACCACACUGGUAGUGUAGAUUACCUGGAAGGUGACCUCGGUCAGACAGAGUUCACUCCGGCUGGAUGCCUUUGUUUGGCGAAUGUCACAGAACCACUUCUGGGUCCUCCUUUCACACAUCAGACCCACCCAGAGCACAUGGUCCACUUCGGUCACACGUCAUGUGAGACGGACUUGGAGCGGUACCUGGAGUCUCUGAAGACCCUGUGGCGCAGACGCUCCCCGAGCAGAGAGACCACCGUCGUCAUCAACACCAUGGGCUGGGUCAAAGGAUUUGGGUUUCAGUUGCUGGUGGACAUGAUCCGCUUCUUCCCCGUCUCACAUGUGGUCCAGCUCAGUCACAGCGGGGUCACUCAGUGUCCCUCCAUGACUCCAGAGUUUCUGAGGACGGCGCACGGCCAUCAGACGCACCCCCCUGCUGUGACCGCUCUGGACGAGUUCUCCGAGAGCCACAGCCCCCCCAAAAGUUACACUCACGUUGUCGUACAAUCAGAGUUCCAGGGAGCCGGGCGGCAAGGAACAGCGAAGCACCAGCGCACCAAUGAGCUGAGAGAGCUUUCUCUGUUGGCCUACCUGAGUCAGCUGCAGUCACCUGACCCCGGACCAAUCAGACCUCUGCACACCCUAACCCCCUACCAGGUACCCCAAUCAGCGGUGGCUCUGGGUGUGAUCCACUGCGAGGUGGUGCCCUCUCACAUGUUUUACGCUGCUAACGCCAGUCUGGUGGCCCUCUGCUGCCUGGGAGAGAAAGUGAGCAGCAAGGGAGGCCCCGUGCUGCUGAGUCAGGCUCCCAUCUGCCCCUGCGUGGGCUUCGGUGUGCUUCGAGGUAUCGACAUGGCGCGAGGUCUGUACUUUUUACUGACGCCUGUAGAUCCCUCCAUCCUUCGUAACGUCAACUGUCUCCUCCUGGGAGCGAUAUCCCUGCCUUCCUGUAUCCUCACAACACAGCCUGGCUUUGAUGGAGAGAUGCCCUACAUCACUAAAGACUACAGUUUUGAUCUCACCGGUGCAGGAAAGCUGCGAGUCUUCAAGGGACUGACCAGACCCAGUCAAAUGGGGAAUUAGUGACAUUUCUUAUACAUAAUUUCUCUGUACCCUUCUUACCUGCUGUUUCCCACCCAAACCAGUAAGGAUGGGCCUUUCUCUGAACAGACCUGAGGUUGAGAUGGACAGUUUUUUACUUCAAGAUUCAGAGAGACAGAGCAGCCAGCGUCACAGACUCUGCAGGAAGAGAUGGCUGCCUUCCUGUUGGUGGACGUACAACCUCUUACUGUACGAACAUCUGAAGGAACGGUGAAGGAGUUUGUUUUCUGGACAAUAAUAUCACACUUUGUAUUUAAAGCUCUUUAUUGUGUAGUUGGCAUUCCAGAGUGGCAAAUCAAUACAAAUGCCUGCCGGAUAUUAAACAAAAAACACCUUCUGCUCAGACUUUGUGGUUUUAUUGAUUUCAAGUGUCAUAUAGUCAUAGAUCCAUGUAGACUUCAACCAUUUAAUGGAUUAGGAUAAUUACUGUGAAUCUGAAGCCUAUUUUGUCAGUAUUGUGCUUAAAUACCAGUGAAUUGUUUUACAGAUAUCGCUCUUUUUUUUUUUGCCUUACUGCUUUAACUGCUGUACAUUUGGUCUUGUCUUAACGAUAACGUGUUCUUGCACUGGUGGGUCAUUAAAAGUGUUUUGUGAAUGCAA